CCUUUUGUUCAAGCUUGGCUCAAUGCUCUUCAACUAUUGCUCCACAACCAUGCUUCCAAGAAAGCUUCUUGUUUUCUUGACGACAUUCCUCGUUGCUGUCUUCACCUUUUCAGACUCUUCUUUCGCCGCAGCCAACAAUGUCAGUCUUGAUUUCCCAUAUUUCACGCUCCGGAACCUCACUCUCCUCGGCGACUCCUACCUCCGAAACGGAGUCGUCGGGCUCACCCGAGAGCUCGGCGUGCCGUCCUCCAGCGCAGGCACCAUGAUCUACAACAAACCCAUCACGUUCUUCGACCCGGAGUCGAAUGUCACGGCUUCUUUCUCCACAAGAUUCUCCUUCUCCAUUGCCAACGUCAAUCCGAGCUCGUUCGGCGAUGGAUUAGCAUUCUUUCUCUCGCCGGAUAACCAGACUCUUGGCAGCUCGGGAGGGUACUUGGGCCUUGUUAAUGCUUCUCAAUUGACCAAGAACAAGUUUGUGGCAAUCGAAUUCGACACCCGGCUUGACCCGCACUUUGACGACCCGAGUGGGAACCAUGUCGGGUUGGACAUCGAAAGCCUUAUUUCGAUCAAGACCGGCGAUGCAAUGUUGCAGGGGAUUGAUCUCAAGAGCGGGAAUUGGAUCACAGCUUGGAUUGAUUACGCGAAUGCUAAAAGAAAGAUUAAUGUUUUCUUGAGUUAUUCAAGCUUUAAGCCGGAAAAGCCAGUCCUGAGUGUGGAUAUUGAUCUCUCCGAUUAUCUCAAGGCGGUUAUGUACGUGGGUUUUUCGGCUUCGACGGAGGGGAGCACUGAGCUUCAUUUGAUUGAGAAUUGGAGCUUUAGUACUUCCGGGUUUGUCCCGGCGAGGCCAAGAUUAUUAAUUCCUCACAAUGUGUCCGAUAGCUCGGUGACGGUGAAGCCAGCAAUUACUGUACCAAGUUCUGGCAGUAAACAUCACAAGAGGAUUGGUUUCGGUUUGGGGAUAGCCGGUCCGGCCUUCUUUUUCGUGGUUCUUGUGGUUUUCGGUUACGUCUCGGUCAGGAAAUGGAGGGGCAUCAGAAGACAGAUGAGCUUCAAAGCAGAGCUGCUUGCAGGGCCAAGAGAAUUCAGUUACAAAGAGCUGAAGUCAGCCACAAAAGGAUUUCAUUCCAGCAGGAUUAUUGGCAAUGGGGCGUUUGGGACAGUCUACAAAGCCCUUUUUGCCUCACCAAAAACAGGAGCGAUUGCUGCAGUGAAAAGAUCCAAACAUUCCCACGAAGGUAAGACCGAAUUCCUUUCCGAAUUGUCUAUUAUAGCUGGUUUGAGGCACAAGAAUUUGAUUCAGCUCCAAGGUUGGUGUGUUGCUAAGGGUGAGUUAUUGCUUGUUUAUGACUUCAUGCCUAAUGGGAGUCUUGAUAAGGUGCUGUACCAAGAAUCUGGGCAAGGUACUUCGUUGAAUUGGUCCCAUAGGCUUAACAUUGCGAUCGGAUUGGCUUCUGUUCUGACAUAUUUGCAUCAAGAAUGUGAACAGCAAGUCAUUCACAGAGACAUAAAGACAGGUAAUGUGUUGCUGGAUGGGAGCUUUAAUGCGAGGCUGGGUGAUUUUGGAUUGGCAAAACUCAUGGAUCAUGACAAGAGCCCUGUCUCCACGCUUACUGCUGGAACAAUGGGAUAUCUUGCACCUGAAUAUCUCCAGUACGGGAAAGCAACUGAGAAGACUGAUGUUUUCAGCUUUGGGGUGGUUAUACUUGAGGUGGCUUGUGGAAGAAGGCCAAUUGAGAGGGAGCCGGGUAGUCUCAAAAUGGUGAAUUUGGUUGACUGGGUUUGGGGAUUGCAUUCUCAAGGAAAGAUCAUUGAAGCAGCUGACAAAAGAUUGAAUGGGGAGUUUGAGGAGGAAGAGAUGAGGAAGCUGUUACUGGUAGGCUUGAGCUGCGCAAACCCGGAUAAUGCAGAGAGGCCUUCUAUGAGGAGAGUCCUACAAAUCCUUAAUAAUGAGGUGGAGCCACUCGCCGUGCCAAAGCUUAAGCCUAGUCUCACUUUCUCUUAUGGCUUGCCUUGUCUCGAUGACAUUGUUUCAGAAAGUGACGAAGAGAGCGAUAGCUCCAUCUCAUUGUCUGAGGUUAAAGUUUGCUGAAGGAAGAAUUCCUCUUGUCUUGUGCGAGAGCCCCAUCUCUCUGUAUGAUAUAUAGUUCGAUUCUUUCAUUCUUUUAGCUCUAUUGUAGUAGUAUAUUGUCAUUCUGUAGUUUCAGCAAAUACAGGUUGUAGGAGUUCACUGGCCUGAGUUCAAAACUAUUCCAUUGAACUUUCUUUGUUGUC
This is a messenger RNA of Alnus glutinosa, 2271 nucleotides long. Its product is annotated as probable L-type lectin-domain containing receptor kinase S.7. Lineage: Eukaryota; Viridiplantae; Streptophyta; Magnoliopsida; Fagales; Betulaceae. The record is from RefSeq and is a predicted model, not a curated record. Bases 23 to 2089 code for a protein of 688 amino acids. The transcript has 2 exons. Gene Ontology annotation, cellular component: plasma membrane. Gene Ontology annotation, biological process: protein phosphorylation. Gene Ontology annotation, molecular function: carbohydrate binding; ATP binding; protein kinase activity.